Colletotrichum paranaense is the source of this 4164-nucleotide messenger RNA. Its product is annotated as ABC transporter. NCBI's taxonomy places the organism in Eukaryota, Fungi, Ascomycota, Sordariomycetes, Glomerellales, Glomerellaceae. Gene Ontology annotation, cellular component: membrane. The transcript is spliced from 3 exons. The annotation marks the transcript as partial. Gene Ontology annotation, biological process: transmembrane transport. Gene Ontology annotation, molecular function: ATP binding; ATP hydrolysis activity; ABC-type transporter activity. The record is from RefSeq and is a predicted model, not a curated record.
ACCCGACAAUCGCAUCCCAAACAGCUUGCGCACAGCGCAUACCGGCGCAACAAGCUUUCUCUACACACUGCGCACAGCUCUGUCAGGAGCCACGGCGCCAGCAUGUCUCUCGAAAACGAGAAGCCCGUCGGGGCAAGCGAAAAGUCAACAGAGGUGGCUGAGAAGACAGCCAGCAACGGCCACUCUGACAGGGCAUCGUCCCAUGGCGACUCGACCGAAGUGGAUGCAUCAAUCCAGCCUAAGAACCAGACGGCCAACAUCACCAGCAAUCUCGAAAAGGCCGACUCCAAGGCUAUCGCACCAAAAGACCCCAGCGAUGACCCCUACGAGCACCUGCCCGCCAAUGAGGCCGCGAUCCUCAAGCGUCAGGUCUUCACUCCCGAAGUCAAGGCCGGCAUCAUGACCCUGUACCGGUAUUCUUCGACCAACGACCUGCUCAUCCUCUCCCUCUCCGCCUUCACCUCCAUCGUGGUCGGCGCCGCACUGCCGCUCAUGACGGUCAUCUUUGGUAACCUGCAGGGCACUUUCCAGAACUACUUUGCCGGCACGACGUCCAAGGACGAUUUUAACAGCGAGAUGGCGAGCCUUGUCUUGUACUUUGUCUACCUCGCCAUUGGUGUUUUUGUGUGCCAGUACAUCACCACGGUCGGAUUCAUCUACACGGGAGAGCACAUUAGCGCAAAGAUUCGCGAGCACUACCUCCAGAGCUGCAUGCGCCAGAACAUUGGUUUCUUCGACAAAUUGGGCGCCGGCGAGGUGACGACCCGAAUCACCGCCGACACCAACCUGAUCCAGGACGGUAUCUCGGAAAAGGUCGGCCUUACGCUUGCCGCCAUCGCCACCUUCAUCUCGGCCUUUGUCAUUGGUUUCGUCCACUACUGGAAGCUCACCCUGAUCCUCUUGUCUACUGUUGUCGCCCUUCUCCUGAGCAUGGGAGGCGGCUCGACCUUUAUCGUCAAGUACAGCAAGCAGUCCAUCGAGUCGUACGCCCACGGAGGCAGUCUGGCCGACGAGGUCAUUAGCUCCAUCCGCAACGCCGUCGCCUUUGGCACCCAGGACCGCCUCGCCAAACAGUACGAUGCGCACCUCACAAAGGCCGAGUUCUUUGGCUACAAGGUCAAGUCCGCCAUUGGCGUCAUGGUCGCGCUGAUGAUGACCAUUCUGUACCUCAACUACGGUCUCGCGUUCUGGCAGGGAAGCAAGUUCCUCAUCGACGACGGCAUCAAGCUGUCCAACAUUCUCAUCAUCAUGAUGUCCAUCAUGAUUGGUGCCUUUAACCUCGGAAACGUCGCCCCCAACGUCCAGGCCUUCACCACUGCCAUUGCGGCGGCCGCCAAGAUCUACAACACCAUUGACCGCGUCUCUCCCCUGGACCCUUCCCGCGACGACGGAACCAAGCUCGAGCAGGUCGAAGGCACAAUCCGCCUCGAGAACAUUAAGCACAUCUACCCGUCUCGCCCAGAGGUCACAGUCAUGGACGACGUGAGCUUGACCAUUCCUGCGGGUAAGACCACGGCUCUAGUCGGCGCCUCGGGCUCCGGCAAGAGUACCAUUGUCGGUCUCGUCGAGCGAUUCUACGACCCCGUCCGCGGAUCAGUGUUUCUGGACGGCCACGACAUUAGCACCCUUAACCUGCGCUGGCUGCGUCAGCAAAUGGCGCUCGUCAGCCAGGAGCCCACUCUGUUCGCGACCACCAUCUACCAGAACAUCCGAUACGGUCUCAUUGGUACCCAGCACGAGAACGCGUCCGAGGAGGAGCAGAAGAAGCUCAUCGAGGAGGCGGCGAAAAUGGCAAACGCUCACGAUUUCAUUAGCGGUCUCCCCGAAGGGUACCUCACCAACGUCGGCGAGCGCGGUUUCCUACUUUCCGGUGGCCAAAAGCAGCGCAUCGCCAUUGCGCGAGCGGUCGUGUCCAACCCCAAGAUUCUGCUUCUCGACGAGGCCACCUCUGCCCUUGACACCAAGUCCGAGGGCGUUGUGCAAGCCGCUCUCGAAGUCGCCUCCCAGGGCCGAACCACCAUCACCAUUGCCCACCGUCUGUCCACCAUCAAGGAUGCCCACAACAUUGUCGUCAUGUCCAGCGGCCGCAUCGUCGAGCAGGGUACCCACAACGACCUUCUCGCCAAGCAGGGCGCCUACUACAACCUCGUCACGGCCCAGAACAUUGCCCGCGUCAACGAGAUGGACGCCGAGGAGGAAGAAGCCAUUGACGCCGAAGACGACGAGAUCAUCCGCAAAGCCUCGCGCGCCUCCGACAAGGGCUACGUUGCCGACCCGGAAGACAACAUGGCCGCCAAACUGCAGCGAACAACAACCUCCAAGUCUCUGUCCAGUAUUGCCCUCCAGAACCGGAAGGACGACGGUGAGGUCAAGUACAGUCUGUGGACCCUCAUCAAGCUCAUCGCCUCGUUCAACCAAAAGGAGUGGAAGCUCAUGCUCAUCGGUCUUGUCUUCUCCAUCAUUUGCGGUGGUGGCAACCCUACCCAGGCCGUCUUCUUCGCCAAGCAGAUUAUGACCUUGUCGGUUCCCAUCACCCCGCAGACCACCCAGGAGACCCUCCACCAGAUGAAGAAGGAUUCCGACUUUUGGAGCGCCAUGUACCUGAUGCUCGCCGGCGUCCAGUUCAUUGCCUUUGUCAUCCAGGGAAUCGCCUUUGCAAAGUGCUCCGAGCGCCUCAUCCACCGCGUCCGUGACCAGGCCUUCCGCACCAUGCUUCGCCAAGACGUUGCCUUUUUUGACAAGGACUCCAACACGGCCGGCGCGCUCACCUCCUUCCUGUCCACCGAGACCACCCACUUGGCCGGACUUAGCGGCGUCACCCUCGGCACCCUGCUCAUGGUCACAACAACCUUGGUUGCUGCACUGGCGCUCGCCAUCGCCAUUGGCUGGAAGCUCGCCCUCGUCUGUACUGCAACCAUCCCGAUCCUCAUUGGCUGUGGUUUCUUCCGUUUCUGGAUGCUCGCCCACUUCCAGCGCCGCUCCAAGACUGCCUAUUCCAACUCGGCGAGCUACGCAUCCGAGGCAAUCUCGGCCAUCCGCACCGUUGCCUCGCUCACGCGCGAGGACGACGUCAUACGCCAGUACCAGACUUCCCUGGCCAUCCAACAGCGCGCCAGUCUCAUCUCGAUCCUCAAGUCAAGCUUGCUGUUCGCCGCGUCCCAGUCCUUCAUGUUCCUGGCCUUUGCCCUCGGUUUCUGGUACGGUGGUACCCUCAUCGCCAAUGGAGAGUACAACAUGUUCCAGUUCUUCGUCUGCUUCUCUGCCGUCAUCUUUGGUGCGCAGUCGGCUGGCUCCAUCUUCUCGUUUGCUCCCGACAUGGGCAAGGCUCACCAGGCCGCCAACGAGCUCAAGAUUCUCUUUGACCGCAAGCCGACCAUCGACACCUGGUCCAAGGAGGGCGCUUCUCUCGACGCCGUCGACGGCACCCUCGAGUUCCGCGACGUCCACUUCCGGUACCCAACCAGACCCGAGCAGCCCGUCCUCCGCGGACUCAACCUCGUCAUUCGCCCCGGCCAGUACGUCGCACUUGUCGGAGCGUCCGGCUGCGGCAAGUCUACCACGAUUGCCCUUCUCGAGCGCUUCUACGACCCGCUUUCCGGCGCCAUCUUUGUCGACGGCAAGGAGAUUAGCACGCUCAACGUCAACGAGUACCGCUCAUUCAUCGCCCUCGUCAGUCAGGAGCCCACCCUGUACCAGGGCACAAUCAGGGAGAAUAUUCUGCUCGGUGCUCACACAGAGGUUACCGACGAGGCCAUCGAGUUUGCCUGUCGCGAGGCCAACAUUUACGACUUUAUCGUCUCGAUGCCCGAGGGUUUCAACACGGUUGUUGGAAGCAAGGGCGCUCUUUUGUCUGGAGGUCAGAAGCAGCGUAUCGCCAUUGCCCGCGCCCUCAUCCGUGAUCCCAAGAUCCUGCUGCUGGACGAGGCCACAUCUGCCCUCGACUCCGAGUCCGAGCACGUCGUCCAGGCUGCCCUCGACAAGGCCGCCAAGGGCCGCACAACGAUUGCCGUCGCGCAUCGUCUCAGCACCAUUCAAAAGGCCGACAUUAUCUACGUGUUUGACCAGGGUCGCAUUGUCGAGCAAGGUACGCACGCCGAGCUCAUGAAGAAGAAUGGCCGCUAUGCCGAGCUGGUCAACCUCCAGUCCCUGGAGAAGAACAGCUAG